Morchella sextelata is the source of this 1410-nucleotide messenger RNA. RefSeq lists its product as uncharacterized. The coding region runs from base 1 to 1410 and encodes 469 amino acids. The transcript has 5 exons. The record is from RefSeq and is a predicted model, not a curated record. Lineage: Eukaryota; Fungi; Ascomycota; Pezizomycetes; Pezizales; Morchellaceae.
AUGACCGCAAGCGAUAAACCACCCAUUUUCACCCUUGCGUCUUCUGCACGCCCACAGACGUAUCCAGUACUGCGCGGAACCGCUAUGUUUGACUCGCCCUAUCCUCCUAUGCCGCAGCGUGGAGACACGGGCGCUCCCAUGCCGCCGCCCGUCCAUACUGACCAGCAGUAUUCCCAAUUACGAACUCACGAUAGGAGGGCCAUGCCUCGCAGAGCUACUACUGGAGUAGUUCCUCCCCAGGUUCUUUCUUCACGAAGAAAUGCGAGUGGGCCCGUUGAUAGUGGCCGGUUUGAGGGAAAUAGGAGCUUGAUGUUUUAUGGCCAGCCGAUUGAUACAGCUUCUGCUCAGGCGGGCACUAAUUCCGAAUUUGGAGACUCGUCUGAUGAUGAUCCUAUCUCCGCUACAAUUCUUGAUAAUGCCAGCGUCCCUAUGUUUAUGCCACCUAGACUAUCAUCGCUAGCACGCACAGAGUCUUCCAUCAACCAAUCCUUACCCGAAUAUCCGUCUAUAUCCUCUGUCUUCAUCCUCUCGAUAUCCGUUAGCAGGGCCUCCAUCCCCUCUUUAUCAUUUUACGGGACCCUCAUCUCACGAUCAUUCAUCGCCGAGACCAUCAUCCCCUCCAAGCUUAUUGGGACUCCCAUCUCCUCAACAAUCAUUCACAGAGCUGAGGCAUCAAUAUCCUCUGGUAGCCCACAGUCACAGAAAGGGUUACAGGAAUCCCCCUCCCGAGUCCCUCGCGAGUUUCCACAGGCCGCAACCGCCUUUGCCGCCGCCAUCCAAGAAGCAGAGCAUCGUCUCCAUAACAGCAGCUGGGAGGAUUCGAAGGAGGACACCGACCCUGAAGGGGUGGCGCACUUCAAGAAUUUGGACGGCAUGUUCGACGAAAUCAAAAAGCUGAGCAUAUGUUCCGAGGACAACGGUAAAGGGACGAUUUCUCGCUGGACAUUUGCUUCGAAGUUGGCUCGUCCGCGCCCCUCUAUCCUCAAAGACCUUCCUUCUUCGGUCGCUCCAGAGAAGGGUAAAGGAAAGGGCAAAGACUCUUCUCCCACCAUUGGUGCAUUUUCAAGGUCAAGAAAGGACUCUAUGUCGGCCGAGAAGCCUAAGACAAGACCAAGGAAGGACUCCGUAUCCACCGAUAAGCCCAAGAAGAGGAAUGUAAGUGGUCUGUGGAAGAGAGGCAGCGAUUCUUCUGCAAAACCGGCUUUCACAAAACCCGCUGAGACCAGAUUCUCGCUCGAUGAGGAGGUGAAUAGACCCAAUAUGGGAGACUUUGCCAUGGUGGAUUUCGUGUGGUCAUUGAAGUCGAGCUGCCCAGUCACGAAGAAUAUAACGCAAUAUGGUGAGUGGGAAAGGAUGGCCGGGGAGGAUGGCAGGAGCGAUGAAUUUUCGCUUCUAAAUCCGCCUCAAUAA